AUGACUAAAGCUUCCGAGAAUUGUGAAGAAUUAAAUAAUGGAGACAUCAUAACUAGUCAAAAAUCAGUAGCUGAAAUCAAGUUGGAUGAAAAUAUUAUUAAAAAACCUGCAGCAACGGUUGACGAGGUUACUGAGUUACUUUCAGCAACUUCAGUCUCUGCUUCAACAGGGGUAUUUCGCCAUAAAACCUUUAAGACCUCUCCUUUACAAUUAAAAGGUAAAGAAGAAACACAAGAAGAACGGAGGAAGCGAGCUUUGGAGGAACAAAAAAAGAGGAGACGGGACCUUAAUACUCAUGCGAGAAACCUAGCACUAUUCAGACCAGCAGAAUUUUCAUCAGAAGAAGAUUCAAAGACUGAUGAUGAAUCAAUCAAUAAUGACAUCCCCAUUGAACAACUAACUAAACAUACCAAACGCAGCCUGGAUUUAGAUCAAGAUGAUGAUUUGCAACAAGAAUCAUUUACAGUUAAAAAAGCCAAACUCAAAGGAAAAUUUAGGGAAUCUCGUCGUAAAACUAAAGGAUCUAAUCCAUACAGAAAUCAAGUAAUGCAUGCCGAAUGGAUGCAUGAAAUACCAUCUGAUUUAGAGAAUAAUUGGUAUGUUGUGUUGUGCCCUAAAGGCAAGCGUUGCCUCGUAAUAUCAGCAAAAGGUAAAACGGUAAGCCGAUUGCGCAAUGGAAACAUCGUGAAUGUAUUCGAAUCGAUUUUGCCCGCAGGUGCAAAUUCUUACAAGGGAAACAAAACAACCGAUUAUUGCAUCUUGGACUGUAUCUAUGAUCAAACAGAAUUUACCUAUUAUGUGUUGGAUCUCAUGUGCUGGAAAGGACAUCCCAUUUACGAUUGUGAUACUGAAUUUAGAUUUUAUUGGCUCAAUACAAAAUUUGCGGAAGUUGAACGUCCAACUAUAAACACUUCUACUUAUACGUUUAAUCCACUCAAAGCUCAUUAUUGUGAUCAAGAAAAGAUAUCAUUCUUGAUAAAGAAUCCUCAUUCUUUUGGAUAUCGACCAGAUGGAUUAUUAUUCUUUAAUAAACACACUCAAUAUGUUCUUGGCGAUACUCCGUUAUGUGGUUGGGUUGGAAUUGAAAAAGUUGAAGAAAUGUUUGAAAACUUCAUCAAACAAAAAAAAUAG
Funneliformis mosseae is the source of this 1131-nucleotide messenger RNA. Lineage: Eukaryota; Fungi; Glomeromycota; Glomeromycetes; Glomerales; Glomeraceae. The record is from the annotation of a GenBank genome assembly.